CUGCCCCGCCUGCAGGUGAGCAGUGGUGCCUGAGAGCCAGCUCCGUCUCACUGCCUGCCCACUCGAGUGGCAAAUCCCUGGAGUAGUCUGUCCCCUCUGGAGCCUCAGCAGAUCCUUCUUGCAGAACUCACUACCAAGAGCCCUGAACAGGAGCCACCAUGCAGUGCUUCACCUUCAUUAAAACCAUGAUGACCCUCUUCAAUUUCCUCAUCUUCCUGUGUGGUGUCGCCCUGUUGGCCGUGGGCAUCUGGGUGUCAAUCGAUGGGCCAUCCUUCCUGAAGAUCUUCGGGCCGCUGUCGUCUAGUGCGAUGCAGUUUGUCAACGUGGGCUACUUCCUCAUCGCUGCUGGCGCUGUGCUCUUUGCGCUCGGUUUCCUGGGCUGCUACGGUGCUCAGACUGAGAGCAAGUGUGCCCUCAUGACGUUCUUCUUGAUUCUCCUCCUCAUCUUCAUCGCGGAGGUGGCAGCUGCUGUGGUCGCGCUGGUGUAUACCACCAUGGCUGAGCACUUCCUGACGUUGCUGGUGGUGCCCGCCAUCAAGCAAGACUACGGUUCCCAGAAGGACUUCACCCAAGUGUGGAACACCACCAUGGCGGGGCUCAAGUGCUGUGGCUUCAACAACUACACGGAUUUUGAGGGCUCUCCCUACUUCAUGCAGAACCAUACCUUUCCCCCGUAUUGUUGCUUCGACAAUGGCAAUGGCACAGCCACAGAACCCUGCACCGAGGAGAAGGCUAAGGACAAGAUUGUAGAGGGUUGUUUUGGUCAGCUUCUGUAUAACAUCCGAACCAACGCAGUCACUGUGGGUGCUGUGGCAGCCGGAAUUGGGGGCUUGGAGCUGGCUGCCAUGAUCGUGUCCAUGUAUCUGUACUGCAAUCUGAAAUAAGUCUGCUUCCGCCUCUGCCACGGCUGCUG
Messenger RNA from Ailuropoda melanoleuca (giant panda), 913 nucleotides. RefSeq names its product tetraspanin 1 (gene TSPAN1). NCBI's taxonomy places the organism in Eukaryota, Metazoa, Chordata, Mammalia, Carnivora, Ursidae. The record is from RefSeq and is a predicted model, not a curated record. The transcript has 8 exons. Bases 159 to 884 code for a protein of 241 amino acids. Gene Ontology annotation, cellular component: plasma membrane.